Vicia villosa (hairy vetch) is the source of this 2751-nucleotide messenger RNA. RefSeq lists its product as uncharacterized. Gene Ontology annotation, biological process: proteolysis. NCBI's taxonomy places the organism in Eukaryota, Viridiplantae, Streptophyta, Magnoliopsida, Fabales, Fabaceae. The record is from RefSeq and is a predicted model, not a curated record. The transcript has 4 exons. The coding region runs from base 1 to 2751 and encodes 916 amino acids. Gene Ontology annotation, molecular function: aspartic-type endopeptidase activity.
AUGGAGCAACUAGAGCAGAACCAAGCCGCCCUUCGCGAAGAAGUAACCCAGCUGAAAGGUACUGUGGAUGAGAUUAAGGGAGGAAUGGCUCAAAUGUUGAGCUUCAUGAAGGACAUUAAGGAUGAACAGGAGAGAGCUAGGGAAGCUCGGAAUCGGUAUGAGGAGAUGCCAAACGAUGGCAAUCCACUGUUAGGAUAUGUUCGAGGCUUUGACCCUCAUAAGUCAAACACCCACUCAUCAAAGAGAGUUACCAAAACCCAUGAAGAGGGAGAAGCCUCCCAUGAAGGAUUCGUUCCCGCCACUCAGAAAGAGGGGGCGCUUCGCACUGUUCGCAUUCCUGCUAACAACCCACCUAAGGAUGAGGAUUAUGUGGACUUACAAUAUGGUGAGGUAGACGAGCCGAAUCAGGAGUCCCAACAUAAGCAAGCCCAAGCUGAUUCUGAAGAGAGCGCUAGAAAUAGCGGACAAAUCAAGGCGUUGGAAGAAAGGAAGAUGGCUGCUUACGCCAAUGAUCAAAAGCUAAUGAUGCAUUUCUUCCAAGACAGCCUGAGUGGGGCAUCUGUUGAAUGGCCUAUGCCACCUCCGAUUCCCGGAAAAGCUACACCCAAUUUCAAAGCUAAUGAAAGGUGUGAAUUUCACGCCAAUUCUCCUGGACAUACAUUGGAAAAGUGUUGGGCUUUUAGGCACAAGGUUCAGGACUUAAUAGAGUCAGGGGCAAUUGCUUUUGACAAACCUAACGUAAAGACAAACCCUAUGCCUCGCCAUGAUGGCACAGUCAAUGCAAUAGAGGUAGUCACCGAGCAAGAGUUUGUUCAACAACGGAGCUCCCCCAUAGAUGCCCUUAAGAGGUAUCUACUUGCAAAGGGGUUCAUCCUCGAACAUAACGAAGCCUUUAAGACAACCCUGCAAAGACUUGUGAAUCAAGGGGUAGUUCAAUUUAAGGAAUAUCCUGAGGAAGAAUAUGUGGCCAUGCUAGACAGGAAUGAACCAUUGAUGAUACCUAGGCAAGGGGCAAGGAAGACAUUGAUCAUCCCUUGCGCCAAAGCACCGUUGCUGAUACCCACACAAGUACACACUAGGAUCAUCCCGGUCAGAGACCCAUACCCUAUGGACAAAAUGAAAGCAGUCCCUUGGGAAUAUGAGUCCAAUGCUAAUACCGACGUGACAAACAUCGUUGGGCCUGGGGGCAUGACCCGUAGCGGUCGCAUAUUCAAUACUGCGAAACCAAAUGAGAACCUGGCACAAGCAAGUGAUCAAACUACUGUGGUCCCUACUGAAAAAAGCACAUCCAAAGACAAAGAAACCACUAACAAAGAUGCUGAAGAGUUCUUGGCGUUGAUUAAGAAAAGUGAUUAUAAGGUAGUGGACCAGUUGCACCAAACUCCAUCCAGGAUAUCACUCUUCUCGCUGUUAAUACAUUCAGAAAAACAUCGAGACACCCUGAUGAAAAUCUUGAGCGCUGCCCACGUAACUAAGGACAUCACUGUAAACCAAUUCGAUGGAAUGGUGGCUAAUCUCACUGCUGGGGCAUGCCUAAGCUUUAGUGAUCAUGAGCUACCCCCACAAGGGAAAGAGCAUAACAAAGCCUUGCAUAUCUCCAUACAAUGCGGGAAAGCCCGUCUAUCUAGGGUUCUGAUAGACACAGGUUCGUCAUUAAAUGUGAUGCCAAAGGCCACCUUAGACAAGAUAGAUUUGGAAGGACUGGUAAUAAGACCAAGCCGUUUGGUGGUCAAAGCCUUCGAUGGGUCGCAAAGCCCGGUGUUUGGAGAGGUGGACCUCCCUGUGGUAAUAGGCCCCCACACGUUCUGCAUCAAUUUCAAAGUGAUGGAGAUUGAACCUGCCUAUACAUGUUUAUUGGGACGUCCUUGGAUCCAUGCCGCUGGGGCAGUUACCUCUACUCUGCAUCAAAAGGUAAAAUUUGUGGAUGGGAACUCUAUAGUAACCGUCAAUGGGGAGGAGGACAUAUUUGUCAGCAAUCUGGACUCAUACCGAUACAUUGAGGCUGGAGAAAAAGCAUUAGAGACUUCAUUCCAAGCGCUAGAGAUUGCCACUGCUGUCACGCUACCAAUUGAGAAAAUGCGAAGGGCGGUGACAUCCUGGAGAGACCUGCAAGACACAAAGAUGGAAGGCUGGGGCAAAGUUCCAGAAGUGCAAGAGAAAAGUGAUCGUCUGGGGUUAGGAUACCAACCAACAAAGAAGGCUGCACUGGAAGAGCAACGUUUCCCUCCGAUCGCACAAACUUUUGUCACAGGUGGAUAUGAACAUAAAAAUCUGGCCAAAAUAGAGUCACCUCAGCAUAAGUUAUGUAUUAACAUUGAACACUCAAGUUAUGGCAUAAAUGAAAAGAAGUCCAUAAGCAAAACAGGAAGCUCCAAAAGAAGGAGACCUAAACAAGAUGAAGGUCCCAGAAAAGAAGAGUUCAACCCUGCUAUAUGCAAGAACCUAACAAUGAAUAUUGAUGCUCUGGAAGAAGCUGAGACUACUCUCUCAAUAGGUUGUGGGAAUGUCAAAACAGAUGUCUUAACAUCUGAAUGUACGAAAGAAUCAAGUGUGUGCACUGAGAUAAAAUAUGCCUAUGGAAUUGGUAAAGGUUCUUCUUUUAGUAUCCAAAAUAUUCUCCAUAGGGAGAUUAUUGUUAGGAACCAACUACCAGAAGCUGUCAGAAGAUCAAGGGAAUCAUCUACAACUACCUGGAGUAUUCAUAACCUUGACCUAAAUAAGACAAUGAUGGUUCUUCUUAAUGAAAUCUAG